This is a messenger RNA of Xiphias gladius (swordfish), 7733 nucleotides long. RefSeq names its product tubulin tyrosine ligase-like family, member 4 (gene ttll4). Gene Ontology annotation, biological process: microtubule cytoskeleton organization; protein polyglutamylation. The transcript is spliced from 21 exons. The coding region runs from base 905 to 4222 and encodes 1105 amino acids. Gene Ontology annotation, cellular component: cilium. Lineage: Eukaryota; Metazoa; Chordata; Actinopteri; Istiophoriformes; Xiphiidae. The record is from RefSeq and is a predicted model, not a curated record. Gene Ontology annotation, molecular function: tubulin-glutamic acid ligase activity; tubulin binding.
GACUCAGAAGCGCGCCCCGAAGCGAGGCGGCACGCCGGCCCCAAUAGACGGUCUUCGGCCAUGAUGUGUCACUCGGGCUUCUCAGCCGGCUACUGCCGUGCCAGAAACUCCAUUGAGUAGCUGCUGGCGAAAAACCAACGAAACAACAUGGUAGGGACACCACAGGGGGACAAAGUAGUUUCAGCAGUGAAAGCUGGCAGUUUGUUACCCCCUGGGAAGCUACUGAGGAUGAUAUGAGAACGCAGUGGACUCUGCGUACUCCUCCAAGGCCUGGAGCAGCCGAGUACACAGCAGCCCGAGACUCACAUUUCAUCCCCAAAGUGGUCAAGGAUUAACAACUUUUGGCUCAGUCUGCAUCAGCUAAUAACAUCACGACUCCUUGACCCAGCCUCGGCCUUAUAUUAAACUCGGAGGGUGACUGUUAAUUAGAGCGGGAACCACUUUGCCUCAGGGAAAAAAAAACCUUAUGUGCCUGCCUGUCUGAGCCUCAGGUGAAGGCUUAUAACCCUGCAUUGCCACCAAGAGCCCCCGGUGUCCUGCUGACCUGCUGCACAGGUGGCGGGCCCAAGCGUUGUGCUGCUGUCACUGCAUCUGUGGUGGCAGUUAUGAGUGCUGUUGGUCGGGAUUUAUCGAGAACUUGUAGUCCAUUUACAGCGACCAACAGAAAGUUUACAAUUCCAUUAAGCUGGAGCUGACAUUGCAAAAGUCAUUCCUACUGAAGAACCACUCACCGCGUGGGGAGCAACCACGAGGGGUCUUUUAAGGACGAGAACCUGCCUCCACCUCAGGCUCAUUUGGUAUUGUCUUGACUAUUAAUUCCUAUCCUGCCUGUCAAUCCUCACACAAGACCCCUGCCGGUAAACUCAGCCCUUAAGAAAUAACCACAUCUUUGUUUGGAGGUGCCAUGCCAACCAACCAGUCUUCCCCCUGGGGUGGGGGGAAGCUGCAGACCUCCUCUAAUGCAGAUAGUCCCACCACUGUAACCUCCGUCAGUACACACGCCAAGGCAGUUGCAGCCCCUAAGGUGCCUUUUAGUCAGACUUCCCUAGAGCUAUUCAGGCAAAAGGACCAAGCCAAACCUCCUUCCUCCAAUGUUGCCUCUUCUGCUUCACCCUUGAGGCAGACAAAAGUGUCCCUCCCUGGGGCUUCUGUAUGGAAGAAUGGGGACGGACAUAAAACCAACACCCAGAGCCAACUGACCGCUGUGCCAGAUGGGUCUCCAACCCUGCCACAACAACUUAAUGGGAUUCAAAUCCCAAACAAGGUACUGGCAACAGGACCGAAGCAGCCUGGCAGCAGCCUCACAGGGACCGAUGCCCCUUCCUCCAUCCCCAAGAAAGAAUGCCAGUUUGGGUUUAAUGUUCUGCUGACAGGGACCAUGCAGAAAUGCACGUCGCUCCAAAGCUCUCAAGCUGAAAACGGUCUCGCAAUGAGCAGAUGUCAGGCUGCCACGGGUUAUUCACCAUUGGGACUGGAGCCUCUUUUGUCAGUUUGUCAUCAAGACCUGUUCAUCAAAGGACAGUCCACUCUGCAGCAAACUAACAAGCUGAUGCUUCAGGCUGCAGACUGUUCCUCUCUGCCAUCAGUGCCUCCUCUAUGCCUUACUCUUAGUGAACAUCAGGGGGCAGCAUUGGGAAAGGAUGCCUCCAGACUUGAUAGCACAAAAGUAGAAAUAAAAAGCACAGCAAGAGAAACAACAACUACAACGAGGUGCCAUUCAGCUAAACCAGCAGCAAAAUGCAGUCAGACACAAAACCGUUGCACAAUAAUACCUGAUUUAAACAAUCAGUUGCGAGUAAGAGGUGGUCCUCCAGCACUUUUAGCAGCAACUGCAAACAGCGAGCCCCAAACAAUGGCAUCACUCAACGUAAACAAGCAGGCCCCAGAAAGUCAAUAUCCACCUGGGAGCACCCUGUCCACAUGCAGAAGAAUCAGUCCUCCGGAGGUCAGUCCCUUUCCAAAUGGCCCCAUGCCAACUGUGCCCAGUGCCAGUGUCUGUGCCACUCAGGAGCAGCAGCCCACACCGCCGGAUGUCAUCCCAGACGUGGCCUCCUGUUCUGAAGGAACCUUGGUGGGUUCUGUGACCACUCAGAUCUCCGCUAUCCACCUAACCAAGCCGGGGCAGCCUGCUUCCAUGUCAUCUUCAUCUCCAUCACCUUCUUCUUCACCCUCGCCGACAGAGGAGUGUCCUGUUGGAGAGACUCAGCCGUCUGGCCUUUUAUUAAUUGUUUCCAGCCCGGAGUGCGUUAUGCAGGUGGAUGCAGGUGAGGAGGAGCUGCCCGAUGAGCUGGAAAAUGCAUGUAGUGACGACGACGAUUCAGACUGUUCAUCCAUCAAUGGCGCUUCAUCUACAGCAUCCAUCGCUCUCCUUUCUGGUGUUGAGGAGCCGAUGUUAUUGGGGGCAGAAGAUGAUCGAGAAGAGCGACCAGCACUGGUUCCCAGUUUGUUCCCCCUCAUUCGUCCAACACUCUACUUCAGCACCGCCAGUGAGAAAGUUGAACUGCUGCCUGCAGAACAAAGACGACUGCUGAAAUGGAAGAUGAGCACCGUCACUCCUAAUGUGGUCAAACACACCAUUGCCAGGUCACACUUCAAAGUCACCAAGAAAAGCCAUGACUGGCUGGGCUGCUGGGGACACCACAUGAAGUCUCCUGGCUUCAAGGCCCUCGGGGAGCACCAGAAGUUGAACCACUUCCCAGGAACGUUUCAGAUAGGCAGGAAAGACCGGCUGUGGAGGAACCUGUCCAAGAUGCAGGUUCGCUUUGGUAAACAAGAGUUCAACUUUUUCCCCCGGACCUUCGUCCUUCCUCAGGACAUCAAGCUGCUCCGCAAAGCCUGGGAGGAAGGUGGCUCCAGGCAGAAAUGGAUCAUCAAACCUCCUGCAUCAGCCAGAGGAAUAGGUAUCCAGGUCAUCCACAAAUGGAGCCAGAUGCCCCGUAAGAGACCACUACUGGUCCAGAAGUACCUUCACAAGCCCUACCUCAUCAGCGGUAACAAGUUUGACCUGAGGAUCUAUGUCUAUGUGACAUCCUAUGACCCGCUCAGAAUUUACAUCUUCACUGACGGACUGGUUCGAUUCGCCAGCUGCAAGUAUUCGUCUUCCAUGAAGACUCUGAGUAACAAGUUCAUCCACCUGACCAACUACAGCGUCAACAAGAAAAACUCUGAAUACCAGACUAACAGUGAUGACAAGGCCUGCCAGGGACACAAAUGGGCUUUGAAGGCCUUGUGGCAGUAUCUCGGUUCUAAGGGAAUCAACACAACUCUGUUAUGGGAGAAGAUUAAAGACAUUGUGAUCAAAACCAUCAUUGCGUCAGAACCGUACGUUAACAGCCUGCUGAAGAUGCACGUUCGGACACCUUACAGCUGCCACGAGCUAUUUGGCUUCGACAUCAUGCUGGACGAGAACCUCAAACCCUGGAUCCUGGAAGUUAACAUAUCACCCAGCCUCCAUUCCAACACGGCGCUGGAUGUUUCCAUCAAAGGUCAGAUGAUCAGAGAUCUCCUGAACCUGGCUGGCUUUCGUAUUCCGCAAAGAGAAGAUGUGGUCGCUCCCUGCAGCAGCACCUCUAGCUCCACCAGCAGUCUCUGUGGAGGGAACAGGGAGAGGACCAAAUCAGAUCUUUCGGCUGAUGAGAAGGUUAAACGGGCAUUUUACCUCACACAGCGCUACGCCGACCAGGACUUCCUCUCUACAGUGUUGGACGUCUUAACUCCAGACGACGUUCGUGUGCUGGCAGAGAGCGAAGACGAGAUGAGCCGUCGGGGAGAGUUUGAGCGAGUUUUCCCAUCGCCGUCGUCAUCCCGCUACCUUCGCUUCUUCGAAUCGCCGAGAUACCUCACCAUCCUCCUGGAUCAGUGGGAACAGAAAUACUGGAACAACAGGACCAAGGGUAUCAGUCUGCUGAGGACUCUCUGUCAGAAAGGUGUCCAUCUGGGAACCAGUGACCCCGCUCAUAUAUGGUCCAAGUGUAGCUACAUCUCCAGGUUUGAACCCCAGAGACAAGACGUUGUCGGCCCUUCCAGAUCCAGGGUGGUGGUCAGCCAUCAGCACCGGAGCCAUCAUGAUGACACUGACGAAGGUUCGGACAGGGAAGUUGCUUCGGUCUCCAGCCUGCCUGUUUCGCCAAGUCCUGGAUCUAGUGUCAGCAGCAGUGCCUGUGCAAGCCCUCAGCCCAGCCUCACCCAGAGCCUGCUGCCCCAACAGUUUGCCUUGCUCUGAUGAUCUGGUUUGCUCUCAUGAUGCUCAGUACCCGGAACAGACACGAAGCUCAGGGUCUUACUGGGCCCUAUCCUCUUCCGUAGCAAACCCUCGCUCUGGGUAGAACUGUAAGCUUGAAGCCGAGUAUUAACAAACACUGUAGAAGGGCGUGAAUUUUGGUCUUUAAUAGAAUUGCAGUUGGCUAUCAAAUGAAGCAUUGCGGUAGGUGGCAAAUACUAAUGUGAUUUUUGUGAAGAAAGGGGACCCUUAAAAAAAUUAAAAAAAAAAUAAUAAAAUGCAGAAACUUUUUGAAUGUUGGGCUACUUUAGUGCUAAAAUCAAAAUGGCAGUCAGUUCAUGGCAGCUCAUCCUUUCUACUCUUCAAAUAAGCCUCCGUUACAGCUCCAUCAGUGAAAAUAUAAUAUUUUAAGGACAGAUAAGUGUUGUUGUUAUGUUGUAGCCCACUUAGUUCAAAUUACAUACAUCAUCCUGCCUAAACUUGAACCAUGCUGGUGAUACAUAUGGUAAUCCCUCACUGUGAGCUUUACGUCUGCUUAAUUUCAUUUCGUGCAAACUUUUCAAAUCAGUCAGCAGCAUAACCGUGCAAUGACUGUGCAAGUUUGACAAGAAUAGAAGGAAACAUGAUAGGUGUGACACUCUGAUUUAUUUCAGCACUAUAUCAGACAGAGUAUUAACUUUGUAUCGUUAACAGUUUUAGCAUGUGAACACACUUGUUAAGGCCAUGUUGUAACCUAUAUUAAAACAGCAUGAGGCACUUGGACAACAAUUGAAGCAGAUUUGACAUUCGUACAGUGAGACCGCUGCAUUGGUAUAACGUAGAACCAGUCAUCCAGCAAAAAAAGUGGAACUUGGCUCAUCUUUGCCCCAACACAACGUCAUCUGGCCAGAGUAUGGGCUGGCUACAUGUCCGAAAGAUACGUUACAGCUAGAACUCCGUGAUUCUGCUGUUUACUCAGCCAGUGUUGUGAAAGAGGAUGAUGACUGAGGCUGGAGUUGUCUCAUAGUAUUAUAAUCUGCUCUGCGGUGGCUUCAGAUAAGUCUUAAAGUAGCAACAUGCCCCUGCAUAUGCGGAGUCUUCUGUCUUUUUAAACCCGUGCCAUUUUCAGUCUGAGUGCCUCCGGAUCCCAUUGGCCCGCACACGCUGAUCCUCACUGGCUUCUGCUACUAAACCUAAACUGUGAAUAAAACCUGCUGGGCUUCCUCACAACUUAUAUCACAAAGCAAAGUUGGCAUAGGCUGUCGAUUUGUGUGUUGUGUAUAUAUACACACACUAGCAUAAAGAAGACUGCAAAGCCAACAUUGCCUUACGGUACAAAACAGUGGUCCAAAGUUGAGCUGAUAAAUAAUGACACAAUACUGUGAUUUCUCUGGUGUCUUUAAACCUCAGACUGUUGUUCGUUUGGUGUUAAGAGGACUGUUGAGCAACUAAUCGCACAAGUGUUAAUUUCUUAGCCUUAAAGACGUGUGUGUGUGUGUGUGUGUUUGUGUGAAAAUAGAGAAGACGAGGAAAAAAAGGCACUCAGUAGACAAAUGAAGGGAGAGAUGGGGAGUUGGAGAAGAGGAGCGCCGCAGGAAAAGACCAUUCUGAGCUCACCGGAUGUCCUGUGGUGUGCUGAGAUCUCUGCAGCUCAUUUCAAACAUCUUUCUAACGUCUCAAGUGUCACCACUUAAUUUUAAUUUCAUUGGUUGGUGGUAGUGUGUUUAACAAAACCUUAUUUUGAUUCCUUGAGUUUGACUUACAAUAUGUUAAAAUACUUGGAGAUGAAAAUUUGAUUAUUCGGUCUGUGGACAAAAAAGUUAAUAUUACCAACCACAUUUGUAAUUUUAACUCAAAGCAGUUUAACUCAUAUUGAAGUCGUCUGAUAACAGCAACCUAAUUAGACUUUGAUUUUCUUUUCUGAUGAUUACUUGUACACAAAAGAUAGUUUAUAGAAUUUAUUGAAAGCUGCAAAAAUGCAAGUCCAGCAGCAGAUUUUAACCCACCACAACCUGACAGUGUAUUUCACUGACACCAACUUGUGUCGGUUAAAUGUUUCUAGAAAGUUCCACUGAGGCUCGUUAACACCGUGUGUUGAGCGGUUGUAAACUGAGUGCUGGACUGGGCUUCAGUGUUUGCUGUUUGAGGGGAACCAGUUUCGGAGUUCUUAUUGUAUCCUCAGGAAAAGAAAAAAAAAGUGUGUGUAUUUCAAAAAUAUACAUCUACUGUGAGGACACUUUCAGAAAUGUAACGUGAAACUACUUGAAGUUGAAAUUAUUUGGGUACACUUCCUCUUAAAGCCAGUAUCUAUCUUAACAAAGUGGUUGAAGAGGAGAAAGGUUUAGCUGUCACAUGGAAACAUCUGCUACUGCUUCUGGAAGUCUCAGACUCACUUGUGUGAAUGUUUAGAAUUAAUUAAUUAAUUUACUAACAGAUUGCAAACUGCUGUGCAGUGUCAGUAUGUAGCACACAUUUAAAACUUCAAGGAACUUUUCAUUAACAUUUCAUUAUCAUAAAUGACAUAGAAGGAGAAAUGAGAAUGUAGAUGUAGUAAAAUGCUAUUUUAAAAAUAGUGAUUGCAUUUAAGCAAACUUGGAUGUGAUGUGGAAGCACAAGGUGGCGUCUGGAGACUUUUUCCCGGUGUACAGAGCUCUGUCUGAGUAACCAGGUGCUCCGCAUGGAGCUACACAAGGCACAGGCAAAUGGCCCAUUCACACAGAGAAGCAUCGCUGAGGGGAAAUGUUUUUAAAUUCAAUUUCAAACAUAGCUGCAACUACUGAUUAUUUCAUUCCUGGAUAGUCUAUUUAUUACUCUGUGUAAUAAUGUAUUAAUCGCUCAUCCUCUUCUACACCUCUUGUGAAACAUCUAGCAUCCUCAUGGUGCCCUGCAUUUCUCUGUCUGAACUGGGCCGUACACAGUAUUAGCCUAGCAUCACACAUCCACCGUUAGGAAGGCACCAACUGGCCAUCAUGGGUAGUUUUGUAUGUUUUUGCUUAUUCCUGAUUCGGCAUAAUAAAUAAAUAAAUCACGUAUAUUAAAACAUCUGUAGUUAUUUAAAAUAUAGGUUAAAAGAGCUAAAACGUAUAAAACCCCCAAUGUAGUCGUUCAACACACGUUAUUGUCCAUUAAGCUACUCUUAGGUAAUGACUCUCAGAGGGGUUUCGUUGGCCCUUGAGGCGUGAACCCAACUAGUUAACGAAUGAACAUGUCAACCUUCAUGGUGGAGAAUCAUUCUUACUGGAGUCUUAAUGCUUUCAUUUGACAAUACCGUCGACCGGCUCUGACACAUUGAACAGAUUCCACUUCACAUUGGAGCCACGCCACCGUCAUGUCUGUCGGCUGCUUUACAGAAUUUAUAUAUAUAUUACAAAAUUAAGUAAUAAUACUGCAUUUGAAGAUGUUUUUAACAUAACUGAAAUGUUAUAAAUAAGUGGAGAAGAUAAUAUUUUUACUAACUUGACAAUUGUAAAAUUUCUAUGUGAAAGGGCUGUAUGAGUUGCUCAGGAUGACUUUUUCAAAAUAAAAGUUAUUUGAG